UGGCUCGGCUAGUUUCUAGUUUCACGUACUUGAUUAGGUUAUCUCAGUUAUCUGACGUAUAUGUCAAGCUUCUCGUUUCUCGUCAACGAAAUUUAUUAUUUAAUCCGAGCGAGCAGGAGUCGUCUCUCGCUACGUUUCCAGGAGCGAUCUGUCCGCGGGAUCGAUUGACGCAUCGGUCAAACAUGCGGUGGUAGUGAUGCGUUUAAAGGGGAAAAAUAACACAAAAUCGUUCCACGGCGUCUACAGGGUGCUUUCUCGUUUAUGCCGAUCUGUGGAUAAAGCACAUCUUGAUGGUUUCAUGGCGGAUGGUGUGGCACCUACCCUGAAAAAUGGCCACACGUCUAAUAUGGACUUUGCUACGCAACCGGUGAAGCAAUCAUCCGAUGUGUCCAGCGUCGUAUACGCGGUGGGUCACUAUCCCCCAAAGCUUCUACGCAAUCUCAAUGCGCAGAGGCGGGAGAACAAGUUCAGCGAUGUGGGAUUGGUGGCGGGUAAUAGGAUCAUCAGGGCGCACAGAUCGGUCCUUGCCGCCGGUAGCGCCUACUUCAAUGCCAUGUUCACCGUCGGCCUGGUCGAGGAGCAACAGGAGCUCGUGGAGAUCCACUCAAUCUCCCCUCACAUUCUCUCUCAGUUGGUGGAUUUCAUCUACAGCGGCAACGUAGACAUCACGCAGGAUAAUGUGCAGGAGUUAUUCGCUGCCGCUGAUAUGCUAGAGUUGGACGAUGUAGUAGCUGGCUGCAUCAAUUAUCUCAAACAGCAGCUGCACUAUUCUAAUGCCCUUGGAAUUUACAGAUUUGCAGAAGUACACAACAGACUGGAUCUUUUGGAGACUGCCCUACGCUUUAUAGAAGCCAAUUUUCCACAAGUCUGUCAGGAGGAAGAAUUUCUGGAUUUGCCCAAGGAGCAUCUUGUUCAGUUUCUUAGUAGCGAUUACAUUCACAUCGAUACAGAAUGCCAGGUCUUCCAGGCCGCGUACAAUUGGAUCGUUUACGACAUCCCCGCGCGGAGAUGCUACGUAUUCGAGAUCCUCAGCCACGUACGCUUGCGACUGUGUUCAUUAGCAAAGCUAGAGCGAAUUAUCCUAGAGUGCAAGGACGCGAGUCUCAUCGUCGCGCUGCGAUCUAUACAAAAGGAUCUAGUCUCGAACAAAGGUUGCCUGGUGCCUCUUCACGCCCAGCCCCGGAUCUGCGCCAGGAAGAACAUUUUGGUGAUCGGCGGAUCCAAACGGGAACACUCCUCGGACAGCUGGGGCAGAACCGCCGAGAGUACUUACGAAACCAUCGAGAAAUACGACAUAUUCACCGGAGAAUGGAGCGAAGUCGCUCCAAUCAGCAUAGGACGCAUUCUACCUGGAGUGGCUCUGUUGGACGGUAAGGUAUACGUUAUCGGCGGUGAGCUGGAAUCCUGUAUAAUCGCUAACUGCGAGUGCUACGAUCCUCGUGACAACAUAUGGACCCCCAUCGCUUGUAUGGAAGAACCCAGAUGCGAUUUCGGUCUUUGUGCCUUGGAUAACAGCUUGUAUGCGUUCGGCGGAUGGGUGGGCGAGGAUAUUGGCGGCUCUAUCGAGAUAUACGAUCCGAUCACCAAUACAUGGACUCUCGAAGGCUACCUUCCGGAGCCACGAUUCAGUAUGGGAGUCGUGGCAUACGAAGGACUAAUUUACAUCGUGGGUGGCUGUACCCAUAAUAGUCGGCACCGUCAGGAUGUGAUGAGCUACAAUCCCGUGACCAGAGAAUGGACGUAUCUGGCCCCGAUGAUCACACCGCGCUCGCAAAUGGGAAUCACGAUUCUCGACGGAUACUUGUACGUCGUUGGCGGCACCAGUAAAAAUCAGGAGGUCUUGACAUCGGUCGAAAGAUACUCUUUCGAGAAGAACAAAUGGAGCAUCGUCGCUCCCAUGAGCAUGGGCAGAUUUUAUCCGGCAGUUGCGGCGGCCGACAGUCGGCUGUACGUCAUAGGCGGCGACCAGUCGCAGGAGAUCAAUUUCUACCGCACACAGAUCACAAUCUCCACCGUCGAGUGUUACGACCCGCACACGAACAAGUGGCACGAGUGCGCCUCUUUGCCGUCGAGCAGAGGCGAAGCGACGGCGAUCGUUACGCCCUUCUGAUUGCUGUUUUGCAGAGAUCUGUUUGUCGUUUGACGUUCACGCCUUUUUACUUUUCCAACUUGUUUUUCUUUUUUCUGCUUUGCCUUGUUCAUUUUUAUUAAGAGCCGUGUAUCCGUAAGGUAGAUAGUCAGUUGCGUUGUUAAAGGACGUGUAGAUUUAUUACGUUCUGAAUAUUCCACCGGCAUUUUUAAAAUACUUGUAUAGGGAAACGCUAUAUACUUUGAGAACUUUUAUCUUACUGGAGAAGAUUAUUAUUAUUAUUAUUUCUUAUAGAUAUACGGCGUACGCACUAUUGAUAGGACGUACCUAGGUUGAAAAACCUAGGACGGCAAGAUGUAACGAACACGAGUUUUAAUGUAUCUAGGUUUUAAACGGCUAAGAUCUAGGAAACUCGAUAUAUAAGGAUCCAAUUUUAUAAUUGGAUAAAGAGCUUCAAUUUGAGGAUUUUUAAUAUUAAUUAUCUUUAAUUCCAAUUCUGAAUUCGAGUCAUGUAGAAUGUGAAGAAUUUACAAUCUGACGUGAGGAGCCAAGUCUAAAAUAUAAUUCAAUUAAAGUCCUAAGGAUCUUUUAAUUAAGUGAAAAUUUUGAAGCUUGUGAAAAAUCUACGAUAUAUAUAUAUAUAUAU
This is a messenger RNA of Temnothorax curvispinosus, 2735 nucleotides long. RefSeq names its product actin-binding protein IPP-like. Gene Ontology annotation, molecular function: protein binding. Lineage: Eukaryota; Metazoa; Arthropoda; Insecta; Hymenoptera; Formicidae. The record is from RefSeq and is a predicted model, not a curated record. Bases 197 to 2110 code for a protein of 637 amino acids. The transcript is spliced from 7 exons.